Xyrichtys novacula (pearly razorfish) is the source of this 7606-nucleotide messenger RNA. The record is from the annotation of a GenBank genome assembly. Lineage: Eukaryota; Metazoa; Chordata; Actinopteri; Labriformes; Labridae.
AGAUGCAGCACAGUCGCUCCUGAGAUCUUUCCUUGCAGCAGAACAAAGCAACAGCAGGUACGUCAAAGGUCAGGGGGAGGUUAAAUGUUAAGUUUUCACAGAUUUUGCAUCAGUCAUGUUGAAGUAUAAAUGUAGAUUGUACCAACUUUUAUGUGCGUUAAGGAAGCGAAAUAAAGGUUUUAUUUGUGGUGGGAAAUGAGGAGAGUUGUAUGAAAAGAAAAUCUUUGAUAAUCCUGUAUCAUUUCUCAGCAUUGAGUCAUUUUUCAUCCUUUGAAUUUUCAUCUUUAAUAUAAUGGUACAUGUAUUAGACAAACUUGAAUCUGAUCUUAAAGCUCCUGUGAGGACUUCUUUGACAUUUAUCAAAUGGGCUGAAAUUCAUAUCAAUGUCUUUUUAAGGUUCACAAAACCAAACAAGACCAUCAAUAAUAAGUUUAACCAUGGUUAUAAUGUCGUUUUGAUGUCUGAAACUAAUGCGAGGGGGUAGGUAACAGUUGGGCUGCUGAAGAAAAUUGUUGUUUUUAUGUUUUCCAUAUCAACCUUUUAAAAUAAAUGACAAAUUUUUACUUUCACAAGUCAGCAGGAUGAGAUUUCUUGUCAGAACUUACUACUCAAGCAUUUUAUAAUAAUAAUAAUAAUAAUAAUAAUAAUAAUACAUUUUAUCUAUAGAACAGAAUUCAACUUUAUUGUCAUUGCACAUGUCACAAGUACAGAGCAAGGAAAUGCAGUUUGCAUCAAUCCUGAAGUGCUGAGCAAGUAUAUAUAUUUACAAAUGUACACGGUAUGAAGUAGAUAUAUACAUGAGUAUAUCACAGGUAUAUAACAUUGUUAUGAAUAUGCUAUAGCUAUAAGUAUGUACAGGCUAUGAACAGAUUAUACAUCUGGUUGUAAAUAUGAAGGCUAUAAACAGACUAUAAAUAUAAGUAUAUGACAGAUAAAUUAUGCAGUAGUGCAAUAUUGGAUGGAUUUACUUUUAUGGGUGCUCAAAGACACUUUACAGGGAAACAGAAUUUAAAAUACAGAAAAUUUGUGGUAAUAAGACCAACAAUGUAAAAAGUUAAAAAAGACACAAUAUGAAAAGACAAUAAAAGAACAGUUCACUGGCUGUUUUUAGGAGUGAUUUGAAAGUAUGGGGGUCUGAACAGUCUCGGACAAAAUAUAUAAAGGACAAAAUAAGCAAAGACUGCUUCAUCCACAGGGGGGCGCUAAGAUUGAUACAAACCAAAAAUUCCUCACAGGAGCUUUAAUCUGUUAUGAACUUAGUAUCUUACUCUUCUGUGUGGUGUAGAGCUGAUAAUAUCUGUCUUUUUACACUCAAAAUGUAAACAGGUUUUCACAUGGCUACUUUGGCCGCAACCUUUGUGGAAGAAACCAACGACAGGAGUAGAGAAGAGGAAUUUGAGGACAAUCAGGACGAAGAGGAGGAGAUAGACAAAAACGAUGAGGAAGAGAAGAAGGGUAAGAUGCCCGACAAAGAUAUAACAUAUAAAUAUAAUUACAUUGAGUAGACGGUGUGUCGAAAGCUGCACAGAUCUGAGUGUCUACCUCUUGUAUCAUCCAGAUGAACCAGCUGUCCCUGUACAGAAGAAGCCGCUCUGGGCUCCGUGUUUCUUCUGCUCAUCAUCCAGAGAGGUGUACUCUUAUGUCGGCCAUGAGAUCAGUAUUGAAGAGGGUCUCGACUCGUAUGCAGGCAUGAUCUGGCCAGCUGUGAGUACAGGCCUCAUUGACUUUUGCAACCUCGUAUGAAAUAGGAUGAUGUAUACAUGCGUGCAACCACAGUUGUCAGAGUGCAUUGCUUUGCAAACAGGAAGUGAUGUAAUCAAAUGUCUUCAAUCAAUCAAUCAAUCAAAUUUUAUUUAUAUAGCACUUUACAAUAUCCCAAAUGGUACCCAAAGUGCUUUACAUAAAAGCAAUAAAAUAACACAAGAAAAAAUACCAUUAUAAAAUAAUACAAUAGAAUAGAAUAAUACAAGAACGAUGAAAUAAUAAAAAUGAAUCUGAAAAUAAAAUAAUACAAUAAAAUAGUAUGUAGAAGUGUGGAUUUCAGUUCUGGAUUGUGGGGCCCCUUAACUCCAUUUUCCACUCUCCAUUUUCCACCAUGUGUGUCUGCGAGACAUAAAAACCCCUAAACUAGACCCCCAAACUAGAACUGCCUUUGCUGUCAAAGCAGCAGUCUGAUGAAUUUGUAGUCUCACCAGUAUCUCUUUGUAUCUCUGGUUUGUUAUUGAUUACCCCUCAGGGUUUGGCUCUUUGCCACUACCUUGAAACUCACCGUGAACAGAUCGAUCUGAUGGACAAGGCAGUCCUGGAGAUCGGGGCAGGAACCGGUCUCGUUUCAAUCGUGGCAACACUCCUUGGUAUGAGAUUCAAAUCUUACUCAAUUUGCUCAUCUGUUGUGUGACUACCAGAGUUUAAGUCAAAACAAGACACGUAGAGAAAUCUUGCUCAGAAUAAAAGGGCCAAAAGCAAAAGAUAUUUGAGGUGAUUACUUCUGCUGGUUUCCUAAGGUUACCACAAGCUAAGUACGUGCUGUCGACAUAUUUCCCUGAUUAAUGUUUGCUACAGGAAGUUGAAAGUAGCCGCAUAAAGGGAUCACAUGCAAUUUCGGAUACGCUAUUAGUCUGGAGUAUUUUCAUAGCCUGACAGGGGUGAGAUAAGACACUCUGAAAACAUGUCAAAGCUUUGACAGUUUCUCGUGCUGUCCUCAGGUGCUUGGGUGACAGCCACAGACCUGCCAGCAGUCCUGAACAACCUGAGAGUGAACCUAAACAGGAACACCAGAGGCCAAUGCAGAUACACACCCCAGGUCGCAACUCUAUCCUGGGGUUACGACCUGGAGCGUACCUACCCUAAAUCUGUGUAUCGUUACGACUACGUGCUGGCAUCGGAUGUUGUCUAUCACCAUGACUACCUGGACGAGCUCCUGGUAACCAUGAAGCAUUUCUGCAGACCAGGGACAACUUUGAUCUGGGCCAACAAGGUCAGGUUUGAGACUGAUCUGAGUUUCACUGAGAACUUUAAAAAGGCUUUUCAGACAUCUGUGCUGUUUGAAGAUGGGGAGAUGAAGAUCUUCAUGGCAACGUGUAGAGAUGAAGAGGAUGAUGUGAAGCAUCUCAGUGUAAAUACAGAAGAAGAAGAAGAAGAAGAAGAAGAAGAGAAGGAGGAGGAGGAGGAAGAGACUGUGUUGCUCAAAGACAAUAAGUACAAAGAGGAUGAGAAGGAUACCACUGAGACUGAUGACGCACGCUGUAGCUCAGCCAGUGAUGAAGACUUUUCAGGUGAGUCAUUUCUAUGAUAUUUGAAAAGAAAAUAUGAGAGAAUUUGUCUAUUUAGGAGUUAGAUUUACCUGUAAUCUGGCUUUUCUUUUUUAAUUAAAAAAAAAGUGUAAAUAACCGCUUUGUGCAAAUUUCAUUACAUCAAGAUCUUUUCGAAUAUUUCAGUUUAAAGUUUUGAAGUUUAAUCUUGACAUCAACAUUAUAAGAAUCAAAUUUGUUAUUUAGUUUAAUGACUCAACCAACAUUGUUGUUAAGGAUGUCAGUGCUUUCAUACUUCCUCUAAAAGGAAGAGUGUAACUGCUUCAUUUAAAGGGAUAUUCCGGCAUAAAAUUAAUUUAGGGUCAAACACACCAUAACACCGAGUUAGACACCCCCUCAAGAGAUGAAUGUUGCCGACCGCUUGCUUCUCUAGUUAUACCAACUUCAGUAACGACCGCAAGAUAGCAAUACAGAGAGCCACAAACCUCAACCAAAAAGCCACUCUAUAGCCACAAAUAAUGUUCAGAACAGCACCUAACUUCAUCAACGGGACAUAUAGGGUCCCAGCCACAGCACUAACCACCAAACAUCUUUUUAGCUUUGCCUAAUUUCUUCAUCAAAGAGACUAAACACAACUCACCUACUCUCUUCCAGCAGCUGCUUGUUCGUAGCACGACCUCAGGCCAGUCCAUUACGUUGUGUUUAAUUAAAGGGAAUAUCCCUUUAAUUAAUCACUUAUCUUUUGUUGCUAAUAGCCAGGCUAAAUCUAAAUUUAUAAAUGUUAAGGGUCUCAACUAAAGAUUGACCAAGAUUUAGGUAUUUUAAAAUGGUUGAAAUCAUACGAGCUGAAUGUUUGUGAUCAAUGUUAGCACACUGGCAUAAGCAUGUAGCUCAAAAGAGAAAGUCCAAUGUCACUUCAUAGAGCUCUUAGCAUGGCUGUGAAGAGGUCACUUUUAAAAUAUCAUCACCCCAAUCACCUCUAAAUUCAUUCACCUAGACCUUUGGACUUUUACAGAUAACACACAAACCAGCAACAAGAACCCACAACUCUUUAUCCUCCACCACAUGACGUCCUUGUGUUUUAACAGUUUCAAAGCGGGCUAAAAUGAAGCCUGUUUCACAAUUCAUUUUGUCAUUUUUGGUAAAGUUGACAACAUCAUGUAAUUUAAAAGGCAUUGUUAUUUCUGCUUAAAAGCCAAAUGGGAAUGCCACCAACUCUUGUCCAGUCCACGAUUUUCAGCACUGCAAGAACAAACCACAAAUUUCCACCUGUUUUGAAAAAGCCACCCCAUAGAAACUAACGUUGAAGAAACAAUAUGUUCCUGGAACUAAGUUUAGACCAGAAUCCUUGCAGAAGAACCACACUAAAGUCCUACAACAGAUCAUAGUCCCCAGGUAAAGCCCACUGUGGUAGACAAGCCAAAUGUUCCCAGCCCUAUGAAGAGAUAAAUUUAGGUUUGUUUUUCUGGAGCUGUCUUGUGUUCGAGUGGUUUACAGCAAAGUGAGAAGGCAUCUUUUGGACGAAAAAGCAUUUGGCGAGACAAGCAGCAAGAAAUUAAAUUUGAACUGUGACUCACAAGUGAUGAAGCCAAAAUGUGGUGAGGUCAUACAGUUUAGUUUGCUCUCAGUUAAACCAGAUGGCAAAUUGACUUCCCCCAGAGUAUCUGGACAUAUAAGGAAACAAGACACAGACUGAUUUAUUGUUUUAUCAGAGUUGGAUAAAUUGGUUAUUUCAUGUGCUGAACAGAUUUCUUAAUCCUUUUUUAACUGAUGUUUAAACCUACAGUUUGUAGUGUAAAGGUUUGGAUCGCUGCUCUCUCUACAGGACAGGAGAACAUCAACCAAACAGUGGUGAAGUAUGACCCAACGACAACCUGGUUCCCCAAAAUCAACAGAAGACUUGAUAGAGAUAUCUACCACUACGUUGGACAGGACAUCGUCAUUCAUGAGUCCAUUGACUCUUUUGGAGCAGUGAUGUGGCCUGCAGUAAGCACCUCUGAAAACAUAAAAUAAAAACAUUACAUGGGGUGAAUAAAGCAGGAUGAAUAGAUUACCUUACCUACUAUAGACUACCUACCGUGUCCACAUAGCAACAGGUCUUUAUCUGUUUGUCCUGCAGGCUUUGGCUCUGUGCUCCUAUUUGGAAAACAACAGGGAGAGGGUGAACCUGCGGGACAUGGAUGUGCUGGAGUUGGGAGCAGGAACAGGACUGGUGACUAUUGUUGCCAGUCUUCUGGGUGAGAAAUGAAUACAGAAAUAACACAAAGAUAGAUACGCUCUCGAGCCUCCUGUUGCUGUAGCUGUGGUGGUUUCAUAUAUCUUGUUUUGCAUCCUCAGGAGCAUCAGCCACAGCUACAGACCUACCUGAGAUUCUGAGCAACCUCCAGGCAAACGUGACAAGAAACACCAAGGGGCGCUGCAGACACACACCCCAGGUUAAGGCUCUAUCUUGGGGUUACAACCUGGAGCGUACCUACCCUAAAUCUGUGUAUCACUACGACUACGUGCUGGGAGCUGAUAUUGUCUAUCACCAUGACUACCUGGAUGAGCUCCUGGUAACCAUGAAGUAUUUCUGCAAACCAGGGACAACUUUGAUCUGGGCCAACAAGGUCAGGUUUGAGACUGAUCUGACUUUCACUGAGAACUUCAAAAAGGCUUUUCAGACAUCUGUGCUGUUUGAAGAUGGGGAGAUGAAGAUCUUCAUGGCAACAUGUAGGAAGUAAAGGACUGAGGCUGUGGGAUUCGUUUUUGCAAGAAAUAAAUCCUAACUGUGUUCUACAUUCCUCAUCCCUUACCUUGGUCUGAGGGCCGAGGUGAUUAUUUCAUCAACUUCUACAAUUAUAAAAACAGGAUUUACGAUUUUCUGACCGCAGAAGCACCUUCUCUUUCUUACUGAAUGCAACAAAUUGGUUUUUGGAUGUAAUUUCUGCUUCUUAAAGUCUGUGGAUUAUUUUUCAAUGUGAAACAAAUCUGUGCUUCUUUGUAUUGAAUGAUUUUGUAUCUCAGUAUUAACCUAGUACAUACAUUUUUCCUAGCGUUGGGAGGAAAUAUCGAUUCACAUAAGUAUCGUGAUUUUUUGUUUUGAAAUUUUUAGAUUUUUAUGUUCAAAAAACAAUAUUUUGUCCCAAAUUUAAGAACAAAUCCUAAAAACUGACUAACAUGUGAUGUGUAUUUUGGGGGAAAUAUGGUUCCUGGAAUAGUCAGUAGACAAUCAUAAUCAUUCAAAAAAAUGCAGACUAAAAAUCGACAAUAUCCUAGAAUCACGAUUUAAAUCGAAUCGACAUCCAAAAAAUCGUAGAAGAAUUGAAUCGGGAGAAAAGCAUAUCGUCCCAGCCCUAAUUUCUCCUUUCCGUUUUAAAUCCCUCAGAGGUUUUCCUCUUUUCACAGGUGGGUAAAAUGAAUAAAACUAGUAAAUUAUAUUCUCUCGAACAAUAAUCAAGUCAAAGUCCAAGUUUGAAAUACGCAGCUGAGGCUCCAUGAACUAGUUUACAGUUUCAUGUUUAUUAAAAUGGGACGGAUUUACAGUCUGUACACCCUAUCCACAUUGCAUUGAUUUAGAAAGCAACAAACAAGUACAAAUGCAGUAUAUACAUACCAGUUUACAUAUAUUUAUAAAAUACAAGAGUAUUUUUUCCACACAACAGUACUGUAUCUUUGAAAGUAUAUGAAGUCAUGGAUAGGAGGCCUUUUUAGCAAGCAACACUUGAACAGGUCAGACAGAAAGAGGCUGUGCAGAAGCUGUGAAUCUCUGUCAUGGAGAGUGAGCCAAGCCGACAGUAUCUUUAUUACUGUGAUCUGCGUGUUAGAAAAAGAGUCUCAAGAGUUCCUCAGAGAAAUGUGUUUCGAUCAAGGAAGGCAAAGCAUCAACAGCACAGGCAUCAGAGAAGUAAGAAAACCCCACAACAGUGAUGUGCUGAGGAAAGUCGGACAUGUAGAUAAGUUUCAAAUAAACACCUGGUAGAAAACCUCUUCUUGCCCUUUUUACUUCUCGUGUUCAAGACAAACUGGUUUCAACUCCCAUAACAGCUCAUUUUAUAACGCUGCAUCUGCAUGGACAUCUUCAAUAAAUUACAGCUGCACUCUCAAAAGAAACAACAUGGAGGUACACUGAUUUCACUUUAAGAGUGUACUCUGUGUACAGCAGCUGCAACAGGGAAACACUCGUGAAAUAAACAGUGUUCGUUAAUGACAAGCCUCUAAAAAAUUAAGGCUUCAUAAUGAUCAAGUUUAAUUUGAAUUUAAUUUCUUUCAGGUUUCGAAAAAGAUGUUGUGAUUAAAAUGUUAAACUCUUAAGGGUCAGACUUUGUUUUCUCUUAUUCUCUAAUUUAAGAAUAAACUCUAGCUGUAUGCACUAA